Molecule: messenger RNA, 516 nt
Organism: Clonostachys byssicola
Lineage: Eukaryota; Fungi; Ascomycota; Sordariomycetes; Hypocreales; Bionectriaceae
Source: the annotation of a GenBank genome assembly
AUGCCAUUUCAGUACAACCGCACAUUUGGCCAGAAUCCUUUCAGAAACAAUGCCACGGUGGAGGCAUGGGAGGCAAUCCUGCCGCUCGGCCAGGGCUCGGUACAAUUCCCGCCCAAGAGCUCCCAGGUUCACACCUUGUCAGUGGCCCACCAGCUCCAUUGUCUUUGGUCGAUCCAUCAAGCCUUCUACAUCAUGGAAGAGGCUAGAGACGCAAGUCCUGGUCCUCAGGCAGGAGUACCCGAUGGCGAAGGCCCAGACAUCUUCUCCCACGUGCGGCACUGCUUCGAUUAUCUACGGCAAAGCCUUAUAUGCGCUGGAGACACAACCCUGGAGCCAGUGGACCCGAAGCUGGGUGGGGUUACGGGAUGGGGAAAUCUCCGAGUCUGUCGAGAUUUCGAUGAGAUCAAGGCUUGGGCUGAGGGGCAUCGCAUGAGCAACUAUCGGGGUUUCCUCAAAACGGCCGGGUCGCAUCAUCAUGCAGCAAUGAAUGGCGGUGGGAAGGUUGGAAGUGGGUGA